This is a messenger RNA of Cylicocyclus nassatus, 1552 nucleotides long. NCBI's taxonomy places the organism in Eukaryota, Metazoa, Nematoda, Chromadorea, Rhabditida, Strongylidae. The record is from the annotation of a GenBank genome assembly.
AGCUCAUGAAGAUUACAUGCUCACUCGCUUAUUUCUAAGCUCAUAUAUUAUCGAGUGUCGACCAUAAUGCGAUUCACAUUAUUUAUAUCAGUCCCUACUUUGGUUCUUUGCGGAGAGCACGAUACAAUUGAGCCCGACUAUGUAAUCUACCCGGCAGAAGCUUAUAAGCAGCUGGGCAAGUCUGUUUCACACUGGACAGAAGACUUGCCUCAUCCAAUGCGUAAAGAAAUGAUUCGCUUAGCCUCGAAGGAUAUGAGCGUCUCAGAUUACUGGAUUCUGCAAAAUGAAUUCGUCACACAGGAACAGGCUGAGCGACUAUGCAAAAUAAUGACGUUGCGACUAGCUACCUUCAAAGAUGUUGAAACAGCGGCUGAGGUGCUUGCACGCUUUCGAGAACACCACUGUCCAGAUUGCGGGAGGUUCACGGCUUGGAUACGAAAAAUGAGGGGCCGGUGUACGAGGAAAGAUAAAUGCACUUUUAUAUCUCUCAAUAAUGGUACAUUGGGAGACGGAAACUAUUGCGAUCGUAAACGUAGAGAGAAGAAAAAUGUCACAAUGCCAUAUAUUUGCGAACAUGUACUUCGAGAAGCGGAUCCCUUCGAAAGUAAAAGGCAGAACGCUACAGCCAUGUAUGACACUAAUAGCCGGUAUGAUGCUAAACGGAUGAUUACGCGUAUACACAUCCUACAUCCAGCAGAUGAAAGUGGACAGGGAAGGAUUUUGAGCUGGGCAGGAGCUAAACAAGAAUGUGCAAAGUUUGGUUACGAACUCUCAUCUCCAUCGAAAGACGACGUGGACAAAAUUGGCAAUAGCUUAGACCCAAAGGGAUUGUAUUGGGUGGCAAGACGCAAGGAAGAUAUCAAAAAGGGUCUUUGCACGGUGCUUUCAGCGUUUGAUACCAACAAGUUGGCAGCAACAGAUUGCAAAGGAGAAUUCAGAAAGGAAAGCGACAGAAUUCUUGGUUAUCUGUGCGUAUCUCAUCACCGGAAGUUGAAGCCACCGCCAAAGGGCAAACAAAACAAAUUCAAGAAUCUUUUCCCAGUAAAAAAUGAUCCCACUUCCAAAAAGAGCCCCUCGAUCAACAAGAAUCGGAAUACGAAGAAAGGUCCCCCAGUGGGAAGCAAGCCCAGUUCCAAGAAAAACACUGUAGUAAAUAAUAAUGCCAGUACCAAAAAGAGCCCUUCGAUGAACAAGAGUCCGGCUUCGAAGGCGGUUCCGUCAGUGAACAACAAGCCCAUUUCCAAAAAGAGUCUUCCAGUGAAUAAUAAUUCCAAUACCAAGAAGAGUCCCUUGUUGGGCAAGAAUCCAAAUUCGAAGAAGGGCUCCUCAGACAACAAGUCCAGUACCAAGAAAGGCCUCUCUUUGAUUAAGAAUCCCAGCCCCGAGAAGAGCCUCUUAAGGAACAAUAACCACAAAAGCAAAACCACAAAGAAAACUAGACAGUGGCUCCUACCAGUGUUUAAAAAGUUCGGAUCUCUACAACGUAAAGCAGUUCUGGACACAUAGUAAUUUCCUCUAUGUUUUAUAGUUUUCUAGUUAUCGUCAUUACAUC